UGAGUAUGGGGUGGCUUAUAUAUAUAUAUACCUGAAAUUUUGUAUUACUCAGCAAUAAACCGAAUGGAACAAGAAGAUUCCAUAAUUUUUGAUUCCAGGUUAACAGAAGGGGGAAAAUGACAACAACGAAAAAGUCAUUGAACUUGUGUAUUGUGUACCAGUGCUGCAAAGAGAAAUUCAUGAAGAAAAACAAAAGAGAAAUCUGAAGAAACUUGCCCUUUCAGCUAGAGAGUUUCAGCGUGGUCUCGUCCGACAGGUUCUCCGUUGUCAGCCUUUUCAUCAAACGUUUCCACAUCGGCUUCAGGGGCUUUAAUGAUGUUCAAAAUCUCGAUCCACGAGUGGAGGAAAACAUGCCAUUCCUUCAAUAUCUCGGGCAACGCUCCGUGGCAGACGCAGUUACGGCCUUUAUGGGCAGUCUCCAGAUGUUAUAUUGGUAGCCAUCAAUAACGGAAUUACGGGGAUGCAAUCCUUUGGAUGCGAGAAACUCACGCAGGGCUGGAGCCAGAUACUCAGUUAGACAAGCAAAUAAUUCGAUAGCAAAGUGGGUUGCUUUUGCUUCUUCAGCCUCCGACAUCAAGACAAACCUCGGAGCUACAGUCAACAACAGCAGUGAUUAGAAAUCAGUUGCAGUCCAUCCUCCUCAACUGAAAAUCGGUGAAUAAUGCAUCGUGUUCCAAUACAUCAAAAGAAGUGCUUAUUUGGCUUCAAAUGGCUGUUAAUCACGCUAAUCGUCACCUCAAUGAUUGGGCCAAGUGCAGAGUCAUCCGUCAAGAAAAUGCUGGACGCAGAUAGUAAUCGGCCGCUGAUGUACAGCAUGUUGCUUAAAUAUCCCAUGUUGAGUACGGAAGCCGGAUUAAGCCAAACGAAUAGACAUCCCAUUCCGGUGCUAGGAUUACCGGCUAAAUUCCGUGCCCGGCCGACAAUGUGCCGUGGAAAAAGGCUCGAUUCCAUGGGAUCAUUCAGUCCCGAAAAUUAUAUCACGGCCGACCAGUGCAUGAUGAUGGGCGGAGAUUGCUGCAACUUAAGCCCAGCAUGGGGUCAUGCCAGCAACGAUCCGAGUUACAUGAAACCGUUGGAUAGAUGCCACGGUUGCUAUGACACCAGCUUCACAGUUCAAUGUACGGGAAAUGUCUUGCGAACUCGAGAAAAAUACGACGAAGAAGACGAUAACGUGAUAAGCCCAAAUCAAGUAACGGCAUCGACGUGCAUCGGGCUGGGUGGCCAAUGCUGCGAUCCACGCUCCGCCCUUGAAUUGUUCGGUGGUGGCCUUGGGGUCUUUGAUCCGCGACGGUACCCUCGGGAAGAACACUGCGCCAAUUGUUUCUCCGGUUCAGCGUACCGGCUGGAAUGCACCGGAAAUUUGUUGCAAUCCGAAUCGUACACGGCUGACGUUUGCAGACAAUUUGGCGGCCAAUGUUGCCAAGAUAUUUAUGGCGCCUUCGAUCCAGCACAUUAUCCCAACAGGGAUUGUUCCAUCUGCUUUUCCGACUCUAUGCAGCCUCAGUAAUCCAAUUGGAUUU
Messenger RNA from Daphnia carinata, 1520 nucleotides. RefSeq lists its product as uncharacterized. The record is from RefSeq and is a predicted model, not a curated record. The transcript is spliced from 9 exons. NCBI's taxonomy places the organism in Eukaryota, Metazoa, Arthropoda, Branchiopoda, Diplostraca, Daphniidae. The coding region runs from base 662 to 1507 and encodes 281 amino acids.